UUUCUUUGUUCGUUUGCAGGCAACACGACACUUUACGAGCGUUUAUGUUAUUAUUACUAUGAAAUUGGAUGAAAUUGUUGGAUGGUACCAGAAAAAAAUCGGCACCUAUGACAAGCAAGAAUGGGAAAAAACCGUCGAACAGAGGAUCUUGGAUGGCUUCAAUAAUGUCAACUUAAAGAACACAAAGCUAAAGACAGAGCUAAUCGAUGUGGACUUGGUGCGUGGUUCUACAUUCCCUAAAGCCAAGCCCAAGCAGUCACUACUUACUGUGAUUCGCUUAGCCAUACUACGAUAUGUGCUGCUACCUCUCUACGCCCAGUGGUGGGUCAAACAGACCACGCCCAACGCCUUUGGCUUCAUCCUGGUCCUCUACCUCACCCAAUUGUUCAACUGGGCUAUCUACGUGCUGCAUAGCAGUCGCAUAGUGCCGCUGGUCUACGAUAAACCUUCGAAUGACACCCUGCUCCAGGCAGAAGCAGUCGGCGAUGUCCCUGAUGCGGAGGAGGACAAACAAACUGAGGAGCACGCUGAUCUGCUCAGCGCUCUGCUAAUCCCCUGCGCUCUGAGCCUGCUGAUCAGCUUAAUCCACUCGCAGAUCGUAGCCACCAACACCGCCACGGGGGGAAGCAGCAAGAACAAGCUGCGACGCAUCUCAGCAAGCUGCUUAGGUGAAAAGGCCACGACCCGGGAGCAUCGGGUGCGGCGCCGCAAGAAGUUUGUGCGAAUUCGGCAGAUGGAAACGGAUUUGUCCCAGGCCAGCAGCAACACUUCAUUACCAACCAGAUGGAGUGCACCCAACUCGAUCGAAGCAAUUCCCAGACCGGUCACGCCCUUGCCCUCCCCCUCAAGAAACUGCGUGGUGGUUUCGGAUCCUACUCUACCCUCCACGCCACCGCCCAUCGUCAUUAAAAGAAGUAUCAAUGAGGAAACCUUUUUGACCACUACUGCCAUCAGCGCACUACCCCAACCGUUGGCCCCCACAGACGCACGCUUCGAUCUCAGCAGGCAGACGGGUGGAGUGGCCCCCGAAAGCCCAAAAAAGCGCAACGUCAACUGGCACACGCCCAUUCAGAUCUAUGCCACUUACGAGCGCGUCGAACAGCCUUCCACAAGCAGGACAAGCGGUGAAAUUGCAGCUGUUGCGGAUGCAGAAAGUAAGGUGGAAUCCCUCAAGCCAGCUUUCCAGUCGCGGCGCAACAUUGGCGAGGAUGACGGCUUCGAAAGCUUAAACGGAAAGAGCUCCAGCGGUGAGGACAACAACCACUCGCCUCUGCCCAAUACUGGCCCAGUAUCGGUGCCACCCGCUCCUGUCCAGACCAAUCAGCUGCGCCUGCGUCUAAACACGGGGAACGGCGGCUCCAACAGUGCUCCUCCUAUCGAAAAGAAGGGUCAGCCUCGAGGCAACGAGUCCACAACCAGUUGUGCAGAGUCGGACGAGUGUGAUGAUGCAGACAUCAUAUCCAGUCCUACCUCUGCUUGCAACCAGGACUGCACCACCUCUGCCACCGACUGGUUGGGUGUGACUACCAAUAGCGAAGACUGCAGCUACACCUCUGAUCUGGACCACUCCGACGGCGGGUUAAAGCAUACGGCCUGCAGCGAUGAGGAUCCAGGCGAGCUGGACAUCACGCCAACCACAAUACUAAAUCCGCACAGCAGCCUGGACCGUAUUAGCUGCACCAUUUGGGAUCAGCGAGACACCAAAAAGGCGCAGCUUUCGGUGCUGGAGAUUGCAUCUUGCAUAAUCGAACGUGUAGACUCAAUGGGCGAGACUCACGACUAUAUCUACAUUGGCAUGGUCUUCUCUUUUCUACUAACACUAAUCCCCAUUUUUUGUCGACUCUGCGAGGUUACUCUCGGGAGCGAUGCGGAUAAAGCUAGUGAAAUUAGCUACCUUUAUAUGCCGCAGCUGUUAUGGGAGAAGUCGUCGGCCUCGUUCUACACUUUGUUGAGCUUUGCCUUUGGCGAUACCCAGUGGGAGCGUACCAUCCUGGCGCUGGGCUUUGUACAACGCCUCUGCCUGACCCUUAUCCUGUUUAUCAUAUUUGCCGUGGCAGAGCGCACCUUCAAGCAACGCUUCCUUUACGCCAAACUCUUUUCCCAUCUCACGUCGUCGCGUCGGGCUCGCAAGUCGAAUCUCCCGCACUUCCGUCUAAACAAGGUGCGCAACAUUAAGACCUGGCUUAGCGUACGGUCCUAUCUAAAGAAACGCGGACCCCAGCGAUCGGUGGAUAUUAUCGUUUCUGCCGCAUUCAUUGUAACUCUUCUGCUGUUGGCCUUCUUAAGCGUGGAGUGGCUUAAGGACUCGGUGCACCUUCACACUCAUUUGACGCUGGAAGCUUUGGUCUGGUCAAUUACAAUCGGGAUCUUCCUGCUGCGCUUCAUGACUCUGGGCCAGAAAAUCCAGCACAAGUACCGCAGCGUGUCGGUGCUGAUUACGGAACAAAUCAAUCUGUAUUUGCAGAUUGAGCAAAAGCCGAAGAAGAAGGAUGAGCUGAUGGUGUCAAACAGCGUGCUCAAGCUGGCCGCCGAUUUGCUAAAAGAACUCGAAACGCCAUUCAAGAUCUCUGGCCUCAGUGCCAAUCCAUAUCUAUUCACAACCAUUAAGGUGGUCAUCCUGUCGGCCCUCUCGGGCGUUCUUAGCGAGGUUUUGGGCUUCAAGCUGAAGCUGCAUAAAAUCAAGAUCAAGUGAAUCAAGAAGGGCGGAGAUCCAUCAUAUUUUUGUAGUACAACUUUUUCGAAACGCUUUAAGAGAAAUCUACAACUACACCUAACUUUAAACUAGUUAAGGGAAUAAAUUUAAGCGAGCCAAUGUUUAUGCUUGUCAAGUGAUUGUUUAGCAGCGUUAACAAGCCCUUACUGACUACAUAAAUAAAUAUACAUAAGUAUUUACCACCUACCAUCUAGAGCGACCUGCACAAUCACAAAUCAUGUAAACUUAAAUUGUGUAAUGAACCGUAUAAAAGUUCAUAGAACUUUAGCAUAAAAGCAAUGCACCUUUUGUAGUUGGCUGUUUACUCUGUUACACAGUCUCAAGUUUAAUUCCUAAAGCGGUCUCAGCUAGAAUUUUGAAAUUAAUAAAUGUUAGCAAAAUA
Messenger RNA from Drosophila ficusphila, 3095 nucleotides. It is a transcript of the gene phtf, whose product is annotated as protein phtf. NCBI's taxonomy places the organism in Eukaryota, Metazoa, Arthropoda, Insecta, Diptera, Drosophilidae. The record is from RefSeq and is a predicted model, not a curated record. Gene Ontology annotation, cellular component: endoplasmic reticulum.